AAAAGACAGAGAGGAGGGAUGGAAACAAAAGCCCUGCGUGUUUAGACUCAGAGCAUGGUGAGGAUCUCAGAUUGGCCACAGCGCUUGUGGGUGCUGCAUCUUUGUUUGUCACCAGGAUCUGGGUUUAAAGAACUUGAAACACUGACCAAUGUAGAUUCAAUCUGGAUUUAAAAUUCAACAGGAGAAGAUUGAGCAUUAUCUGCUGUUUUGGAAGAAUUUAAAGAGGCAGUGAGGCUCAGGUUAUCAAUAUGGACACUUUAAGAAACAACAGAAAUCCUUGGGGGCUUUAUGAGACGGAAAUACCACACAGCAGGUUUUGUGAUCCGGCCUGUGGAGUCAGUCCUGCAGAAAAACUGACCCCCGAGCACCUGCAGCUCCUGAGAAAUGCAUUUACUUGUCCAAAAGCUGGACCACUGAUCCAUGAAUUCAGGCCAAAAGGAAGGAGUGGAAGGAACAGAGGAAAUGAAGGAAUGAAGUUCGCAGAGUUUCGGGAGGUUUUGAGGUCUGUGAUUGGUCCAGAUGUUGAAGACACAUGGGUCGAAAGGUUCUUUGGUGAGGUGGACAUCAGCUGUACCGGCCAGGUAAAGUGGCAGCAGCUUUGUUCCUACCUGCUUCUGGAGUACACCGAGAGAGAUCGGGCCUCCAUCCCCAGAGCAGCUCUCCUGGACUCCAGGCCGCAGAUCAGACACUGCUCUCACAACAAGCGGGAGCCAACAGUGCGUGUAGUUGCUGUCUCUCACCCUCCUCCACUUCGCUAUAUUAGUGUCAGUAAGGGAGGUCAGAUCACUGUCUGGAACAGCAGCCUACACAUCCUCAAAACUCUAGGGCUUGCCGGAGACCCAACGGAGGAAGUGGCCAACACGAGGAGGUUCAGAGGCUGGACCACUGAUGCUGUCUCUAUGGGCAACGUCCACAAGGUUGCCAUAGCAACCGACUGCAGGGACUUGCACUUUGUCAAUGUCUCCACGGGCAAUGGUUUCGAAGUGUCCCGACUGCGCUUUGUUACUGGUAUGAUGCUCAGGUAG
Messenger RNA from Anoplopoma fimbria (sablefish), 1025 nucleotides. RefSeq lists its product as uncharacterized. The transcript is spliced from 6 exons. Bases 249 to 1025 code for a protein of 258 amino acids. NCBI's taxonomy places the organism in Eukaryota, Metazoa, Chordata, Actinopteri, Perciformes, Anoplopomatidae. The record is from RefSeq and is a predicted model, not a curated record.